CCUGUGCUGUCCGCAGUCUCUGGUCAUCUCCUGUACUGUCCGCAGUCUCUGGUCAUCUCCUGUACUGUCCGCAGUCUCUGGUCAUCUCCUGUACUGUGUCCGCAGUCUCUGGUCAUCUCCUGUACUGUGUCCGCAGUCUCUGGUCAUCUCCUGUACUGUCCGCAGUCUCUGGUCAUCUCCUGUACUGUGUCCGCAGUCUCUGGUCAUCUCCUGUACUGUGUCCGCAGUCUCUGGUCAUCUCCUGUACUGUGUCCGCAGUCUCUGGUCAUCUCCUGUACUGUGUCCGCAGUCUCUGGUCAUCUCCUGUACUGUGUCCGCAGUCUCUGGUCAUCUCCUGUACUGUGUCCGCAUCUCUGGUCAUCUCCUGUACUGUGUCCGCAGUCUCUGGUCAUCUCCUGUACUGUGUCCGCAGUCUCUGGUCAUCUCCUGUACUGUGUCCGCAGUCUCUGGUCAUCUCCU
Molecule: messenger RNA, 459 nt
Organism: Staurois parvus
Lineage: Eukaryota; Metazoa; Chordata; Amphibia; Anura; Ranidae
Source: the annotation of a GenBank genome assembly